CACGCUCUUUACUCCACUCCACCAUCUCCCUCUCUCCCUCUCGUCCUCGCCCUCCCCGCCCACCUCGCCACCCUCGGCGCCCUUCCUUAGCUUCCACUAAUCGCACACCUCGCUCCCGCCCUCGAGCUCGCCGGCUUUCGACUCGCCAUGUUCGUCUACAGCCUCCUCGCCCUCGCCCUCGCGGCUGCCCCUGCUGCGGCCAUCGACUACACUGCCGCGCACAACGUCACCCCCAUCACUGGCACCUGGAGUUCAGGCUCGAAGGCAGUCCUUACUGGAAACUUUGCAAACCCUGCCAACCUCUCCUUCAACUACCCCAAGAACACCGGUGUCUCGUAUGCAUUCUCCGAUGCUGGGUUUUACGAGGUCGCUCGCUACCGGUUCAACAGCAAUGGGGCCGUGGAUUUGCGUGAGUCGUCAGGGUGCAUGCUGAACCAUUUGCGCGAAGGCUCGAACCCAACAUGCAUCACCGGCGUCCUGAACUGGCACCACGGCACCUUCCAGCUUGUGGAUAACGGCUCGAUCGUCCUCACGCCGUUCGGCGACGGAUACCAGCAGAUCCAGGACCCGUGCGCUGCGGAGUCAAACUUCAUCGAGGACUACAACAAGACGGAGCUGCUCAGCCAAUGGCAGAUCUUCAAUGACCCCGUCGACGGCCCCAAGCUCCACCUCUUCGAAUCGGACGGCACGCCCGUCGCGCCGCUCUACCAGGUGUACUCGACCGCGAACAUGCUGCCCACGGAGAAGCUGCGGAACGUGACCGCGGUCGCCGACGUUUCAAGCCUCCUGGCGCUGAACACGAACACGGGCGCGCGGAGCUGGACCCCUGCGAGCGCCGUGGCGAUGGUGUCGAGCGUGUUCGCCCUCGGGCUCGCCUCGCUCGUCCUCUAG
Molecule: messenger RNA, 891 nt
Organism: Trametes versicolor FP-101664 SS1
Lineage: Eukaryota; Fungi; Basidiomycota; Agaricomycetes; Polyporales; Polyporaceae
Exons: 4
Coding region: 148-891 (247 amino acids)
Biological process (GO): 'de novo' protein folding
Cellular component (GO): endoplasmic reticulum; endoplasmic reticulum membrane
Source: RefSeq, a predicted model, not a curated record